Camellia sinensis is the source of this 1380-nucleotide messenger RNA. The record is from RefSeq and is a predicted model, not a curated record. NCBI's taxonomy places the organism in Eukaryota, Viridiplantae, Streptophyta, Magnoliopsida, Ericales, Theaceae.
AUUUUUUCUUUUUUCUUCAUUAUUAUUUUUUUUUUUAUAGUUUUUCCUCACCAAAACGAAUUAAUUACAACCUUUCAUUCUAUUAAUGGGACACAUGUCCGAUCCAUCUCAUUCAUUCUAGGGGAUCUCUCUAACCCUAACGCCGCCCUAAUUGUUAUCGUUUUGUAUCCUCCCAACAACGGCUAUAUUCACCACCGCCCCCGCCCAACGGUACAUUUCUCUCACAAAAUUGAUUCAAGUGUUCCCGUUACAUCUUUCUAUCCUCCUCUCUCCUCAUUACGAUUAAGCUCUCACAUCCGCUUGAAAAGUUCUGGUUAGGGUUUCUCUCUCUCUAGAAUGAACAGUGGGAGCGAAGGCUUCAUCAGAAAGAAAGAGCUUUCGCAGUUGGCAAAACCACGCCGCUACCACCGGGAAAAAAUCACCGGAGAAAAUGACGAUGAUGAUGAGCAGUACUGUGAGAGCCCCUCCACCUCCUCCUUAAGCCGCCGGGCCAGUUUGGUUGAGAGGAAAUCGCUUCAUCCUGCUGUGGCGGCAUCCACCCCACCCGGAUGUCGUCUGCGCUGAUUCAGCGGCUGGGGAUUGGGAUUGGAAGGUCACGGCUCAGGUCGAGGGAUUUCAAGAACAUGUCCAUUUUCGCCACAAUUGACAAGUUUGUCAUAAGAGACAACAAAUCAAGUUUGGGGAACCUGGAGCGGAUGCUUGCCGGAAUUGAUUGGAACUUUAAUAGCUAUGGAGGCAUCAAUUAUUCAUGCGGCAAGGAAGAUUUUGGAAGUCGAGAGAGUUCCUAGGUUUCCUCACUCUAUGAUUCUUGAAGGUGGAGCCAUUCACGUAGAUGGAGAAGGGACUUGUCUUACUACCGAGGAGUGCCUCUUUAAUAAAAACAGGAACCCUCAUUUGACUAAAGAGCUAGUUGAGGAUGAACUUAAAGCAUAUCUUGGAGUCAAGAAGAUUAUUUGGUUGCCUCAUGGAUUAUUUGCAAUCAGUGAUCGGCCGGCGAGACAGCUGAUGGUGAUCGAAUCAGGUUCGCCUUUGCAAUGGUUGAUCCAAUUAAUUCCAAAUCGAGAUCGUACGACCUCGCUCUCAAAUUCGAUCCGCCCAAUUUCAAAGGUCACGGAAGAGACUGCUGGGGUUGUGGAGCGUUGGCUUGAGUCUGAAAGGGAUGCAGAGAGGUUUGGGGAGGUGAAUUGGGAUGUGGGUAAGGUGAGGGAAGAGGUUGUGAAGGGAGGAGGGGGUGGCAUGGACAAGGGUGGCUCGGAAAUGGGAAUUGGAGAGUUACGAGGAUGCAAAUGGAUGAAAUGGGUGUGUGCCUAUCGUGUGGAGAGAAGCUUGUUAGCAUUGAUAUUGAUCCUAAAGAGACUGAAAACUUCACUGCUUCAUUGA